This is a messenger RNA of Acaulospora colombiana, 1413 nucleotides long. Lineage: Eukaryota; Fungi; Glomeromycota; Glomeromycetes; Diversisporales; Acaulosporaceae. The record is from the annotation of a GenBank genome assembly.
GCAUUCGCGGAGUACGCUCGUCGACAUCCUAAACAAUGCAAAGUCGUGGCAAUCGCUGAACCGAGGCCAGAAACCAGAUCAGAUUUUGCGACUAAACAUGGAAUAGCGGACAAACACGCCUUUCCGUCCCAUACGGAGCUGCUCGUCCACUCCGACGUCCUGGUCAGGGACGGCAAGGAGAGAUUAGCCCAAGCUGUGGUUAUUUGUGUCCAAGACAGAAUGCAUGCCCAAUUGACCAUCGAUUUCGCUCAAAGAGGUUAUCAUAUUCUGUGCGAGAAACCUCUAGGAGUUACGGUAGAAGAGUGUUUACAAGUGACAGAGGAGGUGGAAAAGAGCGACUUUCCUUAUUCUCCUUAUGCCGCCUCGUUGACAGAGCUCAUCCAUUCAAAGGCACUUGGGCGGCUGUUGCACAUAGCUCAUCUGGAACCCAUCGGUUACUAUCACUUUGCUCAUUCGUACGUGCGUGGACACUGGCAAUCCGAGCACACAUCCGCCCCCAUCAUCCUCACCAAAUCCUCGCAUGAUUUGGACAUUUUCUGUCGGUGGUUGCAUCCACUCGUCCCUCAACACGUCGCAAGUUUUGGAGGGCUCGGUCAUUUCAGGAGGGAAAGAAAACCAGCAGAAGCUAGGGCUAGGGGUGUGAUGCGGUGUCUCGACUGCCCUACCAGCGUAGAGCAGCGAUGUGAAUACAGUGCAAAGAGAAUCUACCUCUCCCCUGUGAAAGCGGGCAUGUCUGCAUGGCCAGGAAAUCUCAUUGUGGAUGGCCGACCGACAGUGGAAAAGAUGACCCGAGCACUUGAAGAAACACCUUUUGGACUAUGCGUAUAUGAAUCGGCCAACGAUGUCCCAGAUCAUCAAACUAUUUCUAUCCAAUUCACCGCGCCUCCGACCAACGAUGCCCAAUCGUUGCGUGCUGAAUCGCCCGAGCGUAGCCUUUCACGUUCUCGAGAAAGGAACGUACCCGUAACAGGGCCAACUAUAUCGUUCACCAUAGCGGCACAUACAGAAUCGAUCUGUGUACGCAAAACGACAAUGUAUUUCGAACAUGGAGAAGUGAUUGGCGACAUGUCUACCUACACCGUCUCUGACUUUAGGGAUAUCGGCAGAGGUCCGAAGCGUAUUAUUCCACCACAUGGAAUAGGAGGUGGACAUGGUGGUGGUGAUUGGGCUCUGACAGAGGCAUGGCUCAAGGCGAUCAAACAGAAGGAACGUGGAGAAACAGUCACAGCAUUGGGAGUAGCUGCAGGCGUAAGGGACCAGCUCCGAGUAUUCAUGACGGGAUUUGCGAUUGAAGAGGCGAGGAAGGGACUAAAAGUGGUCGACUGUGAAGAGUUCACAAACCGGAUGAAGCAAACCUAUGCGUCUGAAAGACUAUCUCACAUAAAUAUCGAGUAUGAGCCAGAGCUACCUUAA